UCUUGAUUAAGCAUCAAUUAGCGAAAAUGAGCACACAAGGUGUAUUACUUUCUAUUCAUAAAUGAGAUAAGACAUCUCUAUUUAAGGAUUAUCACAACCAUUUUAAUUUUGGAUGUAGUAAUUAUUAGGCUCUCCUACUUCUCCAAUUCACCGAAUUUCAUUCUUGGUGCACAGAGAAAAUAAGAAAGAUGUCGAGUAUGGGGGAGAUUUGGAUGGGAAUGGGAACACUGAUGGGAGGCAUCAUGUUCGCUUACACGAUGAUUCAACAAUUUGUUCCACGGCAUGUCGCUGAUUAUCUAUCAGCUUACAUGCAUCGAACUAUGGCAUUUGCAAAUCCUUACAUGGAGAUAAGCUUCGACGAAUUCACUGGUGUUGAGCGGUUGAAACUAAGCCAAGCUUACUCCGCAGUUGAAGCUUAUUUGGGUCCUAAAAGUUCUAAACUUGCAAAGCGACUGAAGGCUCAGAUAGUGAAGGGGCACAAGGAUCUUGCCUUUAGCAUGGAUGAUUAUGAAGAGAUAAUUGAUGAUUUUCAAGGAGUGAAAAUCUGGUGGUCCAUGGGCAAGACUAUCCCGGAAACCAAGUCUUUUUCUUAUUAUCCUUCGGCUACUGAGAAACGACACUUGAGGCUAAAAUUUCAUCGGCGACACCGUGAAACCGUCACCAAGUCGUAUCUGAAGCAUGUCAUCAAGGUGGGAAAGGCAAGCAUGAUAGAGAACAGGCACAUACGGCUCUACUCCAAUAAUGCAAACCAAGGGUAUUAUGAAUACAAGAAAACAUUAUGGGGUCAUGUAGAGUUUGAGCACCCCGUGACAUUCGAUCACCUCGCAAUGGAUCCAGUAAAAAAGCAAGAAAUUAUCGAUGAUCUUGUAACAUUUAGUAUGAGCAGAGACUACUAUAUGAAGAUUGGUAAACCAUGGAAGCGUGGGUAUCUCUUAUAUGGCCCGCCCGGUACCGGUAAGUCUAGUAUGAUUGCUGCCAUGGCUAAGCUUUUGAAUUAUGACAUAUAUGAUCUUGAAUUAACGGCAGUGAAGGACAACAGCGAGCUUAAAAAGCUUUUACAGGAUACAUCAAAUAAGUCUAUUACUGUAAUAGAGGAUGUCGACUGUUCACUCGAUCUUACCGGAAAACGGAAGAAGAAGAAAAAGAAAGACGACAAAGAGGAGAAAGACCCAAUUAAAGAAAAGGCAGAUGAUGAAGAAGAAGAAAGUAAGCAGGACAGCAAGGUUACGCUAUCUGGACUUCUUAAUGUCAUAGACGGAUUAUGGUCAGCUUGCGGCAAAGAACGUAUCAUCGUGUUUACCACUAACUACGUUGAGAAAUUAGACCCAGCUCUAAUUCGUAGAGGCCGGAUGGACAAACACAUUGAAAUGUCGUACUGUUGUUUUGAAGGAUUUAAAGUGUUCGCCAAGAAUUACUUAGACCUGGAGUCUCAUGAAUUGUUUGACACCGUAAGACGUUUGAUCGUUGAGGUAAAAGUUUCUCCUGCUGAUGUUGCUGAGAAUUUGAUGCCUAAAACCAUGAAAAGGGACUCUCGAGUUUGUUUGCAAAACCUGAUAAAGACUCUUGAGAAGAUAAAAGAAGAUGAAAAGUUGAUAGCUGAGGAAGAAUCAAAAAAGAAGGAAAAUGAUGGGUUGGUAAUGGAAUAAAAAGAAGAUCGUUAGGGAAGAUGCCAUGGGCAAAACGUAUUACAGAUAGGUGCAGCUUGUAGGACGAGGUGUUCCCCAUUCGGCCUGUAGUAAGUUUGUUGGUCUUGGUAGUUUUUCAUUUUGUUUCUUCCUCUCUGUCCCUAUUCUGUUUUUGUUUGUAGGUUGGGGUCUUCUUAACCUCCUCUCUUUUCCAAAACGGAACAUCGUGUCACAACCAAUGUGCCUAUGGUUAUGUCAAAGUCUUUAUGAAUCAAUCCCAAUCAGUUCAUUGUUGGGGUUAAUAUAAAUUCACUAAUUCAAGUUCCAGUGAUUUACAAUUCACUAGAUUGACACAUUAAUUUUCUAAGAAUAUGCUUCCUUCCACAUUCAUUAGAAAUAGUUUAUAGAUGCAAUCAACUUCAUUCUCACUGUAAAUUUACAAAAAGGUUGGUAAUAGUUCAUACAUGAACACCCUUUGGUGUGAUUAGCCCUUA
Molecule: messenger RNA, 2119 nt
Organism: Papaver somniferum (opium poppy)
Lineage: Eukaryota; Viridiplantae; Streptophyta; Magnoliopsida; Ranunculales; Papaveraceae
Product: AAA-ATPase ASD, mitochondrial-like
Exons: 2
Coding region: 189-1646 (485 amino acids)
Molecular function (GO): ATP binding; ATP hydrolysis activity
Source: RefSeq, a predicted model, not a curated record